Molecule: messenger RNA, 1237 nt
Organism: Scheffersomyces amazonensis
Lineage: Eukaryota; Fungi; Ascomycota; Pichiomycetes; Serinales; Debaryomycetaceae
Exons: 1
Coding region: 91-1110 (339 amino acids)
Cellular component (GO): cytosol
Molecular function (GO): protein-disulfide reductase activity
Source: RefSeq, a predicted model, not a curated record
AGGAGCCAGAUAGAUAAAAUCUCGAUGAACUUCAACUUCAACCGGAGUUAAUGAACAUUACACCACCAUCAUACCAAAAACGUAAGAAACAUGUCAAUUCAGUUUGUAAAGUCAACGGACGACUUCAAUAAGUAUGUGGCCCGAAACAAAUUUGUGGUAGCCAAUUUUACGGCUCUGUGGUGUGGACCAUGUCAAAUGAUUAAACCAGUAGUUGAUCAGCUCUAUAAUGAUCCUAGUCGUAGAUAUGAAAGAUUAGAGAUAAUUCGAGUUGAUUUGGAUCUGCAACGUGAAUUAGCCACCAAAUUUAAAGUUUCAUCAGUUCCAUCAUUUGUAUUUCUUGAAAAAGGUUCCGAAUAUAAACGAGUUAAUGGAGCUAAUAUUCAAGCCCUUAUAGCUGGACUUGAUGAAAUGAAUGAACGCGCUAAAAGUGAUUCAGAAGAAGUUAUAGUUAGACAAGGGAAUGGGGCUGUUCCUAAACCAGUCACAGAGAAUGCUGCUUAUGAAAGUAUUAGAGAUUUAAUUCCUCGGGGAUUUCAGACUUUAAAUGAAUCAAUUGAUUUUGCUAAUUUUCAAGCUUUAAAUGCCUUACCAUUAUAUAAGGGUAAAGUUGAAGCACUUAAGAAUGUAUUCAAAUUAACUUUCACUGAUGGUACAAAUACAGUAUUAUCAGAUGCUGAUUCUCAAAUCCUUUUCUUUGUACCAUUAUUGAAUAUUUCUAAAGUGUAUUCAGUAUUUAUUAAAUUUAAGAAUAUACUGAAAUUUGUACCUGCUGAAGGUGAAGAGUUAGAAUUAGAUGAAGAUGAACUUCAUGAUGAAACUCAGGAUCCUAAUAUAAUUAAGGUAUAUGCCAACCAAUUAAAUGUUCCUACUUUUGAUGAAGCAUCAGGAGCUCAAGCUCCUCAUUCGGAAACUAUAGAAAGAAUCGAAGGUAGUGAAUGGUUUGAAGCCAAGUUGAAAUUUGUAAGAUUCCAAUCAGUACAAAGUUUAACUAUCUUUUUAGAUGGAGAAAAUGAAGAUUAUCAUACAGUUAUUGAUAAGAUUGUUGUUGUGGGUGUUAGUGGUGAUAGUAAAGAGCAGGGCUCUAUUAAUAAAGGGGAAGAUGAGGAGUAGAUCAUACAUAGGUUUGUAAUUAUUAUAUGGUAUUAUUAUCAAUUGACUAAUAUUAGAAAUUGCAAUAUAUAGCAAAGUAGUAAAGUAGUAAAGUAGUAAAGUAGUAAAGUAGUAAAGUAGUAAAGUA